Molecule: messenger RNA, 2574 nt
Organism: Malania oleifera
Lineage: Eukaryota; Viridiplantae; Streptophyta; Magnoliopsida; Santalales; Ximeniaceae
Exons: 9
Coding region: 248-2272 (674 amino acids)
Source: RefSeq, a predicted model, not a curated record
AUUGAUCACCUCACACUCUCAUAUCUCAUCGCCGCCUUAAAGAGCUUCAAACCCUUUGGACAAAAACACCCUUACUAAAUCCCCCAAUUGACGCUUUUACCCAAUUCUUUAGCUCUCGUGGUCACCAAGUCCACGUCACGGCCACUCCAGUUUCGCGAGAAACGAAUACUGCAAAGUAGAAACACUUCCCAUCUCUCUGGACGAAUCAAGCUUGAUUGCCAAGAUUAGCAGCUAUUAACUAUUAGUUAUGGGUUUCAAUUCAGUGUACAGGGCUUUGCAGGACGUGUUCCCACAGGUUGAUGCUCGAAUGCUAAAGGCUGUUGCUAUUGAACACUCCAAGGAUGCUGAUGCAGCUGUGGAAUUUAUUCUUGUGGAAGUUCUCCCUUUUAUGACCAAUCCAUGCUUGUCUUCUGGUUCAUCCUUUGAGAAUCAGGGGUUUAGUGAUCCAAUUAACGGAGGAGUUGAAUCUGAUAUCCAGAAUGAUUCGUUAGGCCGCUAUCUGGCAGUUGAAGAAGAAGCACGUGCAGGCCCUUCUUCAAAAUCAGGAUCUGCAGCCAGCAAAGUUAACGACACUAGUCAUACAAAUAAUGCCAUUUUUUCUGAUUCAACAUUGCUUGAAGAGGAUUUAAAUUGGUCUUCAGUUUCAAAGUUUUAUCACGCAAAUGAUGGUCAUGAUCGGGUAUGUGGAAACACUGAAAGGAAAGAUUUACAGAAGCAUCUAGAAGUCUAUGUUAAAGAAGGACCUAUUCAGACCUCUGGAAGCUGUUCAGUUACUUUGAUGAACGAAGAUUGUGGUGUGAAUAGCAGUUUGAAUAAUGAUUUUCUUGCUGAUUUAAUUGUGCCUAAUGAACCAGUGACAAAUUAUUUUAACCAUGGGGAGAACCAUCUGGAGGUAGGAAAUUUGCUGGUUCAGUUGACUCAGGCUGUCAUAGAGCAUACGACAGAUUCCCCAAGGUAUACCCUUCAGUCAGAAAGUUGUCUUGGUCAGUGUUCCCAUGUUUCACCAGCCACAUUGAUGCAGGAAAAUGGCAGUAUCGGUAGGAAGUUAAAUGAGGAGUCACAUGCUGUUUUGGGUCAUUCAAAUGGGACAGUAACUAAUGAACUUAAGACAGCUAGAAAUGACAAUGGUCACUGUGAACAUUCAACUGGGGACAAAUUGGACGUGGAAAAUUAUGCAAUUCAUUUAACUCAAUCAUCUGCUCGAGAAUACAUGCUAGAUGCACUAGAAUGCGACCUUCGGUUUGAUUCCAGGACAUCCAUUAUAGAAUCUGAUAAACUGCAGUUAAAUGAUUCUGUUGCUGCGGCUUCCAAGGAAGAAACUUCUGUUGACGAUACAGUUGAUUUUGGGAAUGGUGCAACUUUGAGCCCAAUAGUUACUGGAUCCGGUGAAGUAUGUAGAAUUGAUGUUCUUGAAGAUAUGAUUAAAGAUGCUAAAAGCAACAAGAAAAUCUUGUUUUCGGCCAUGGAGUUGGUUAUCAACUUGAUGAGAGAAGUAGAACAUCAGGAAAAAGCUGCAGAACAAGCCAAAGAAGAAGCUUCAAGAGGAGGUAUCGAUAUCCUUGCCAAGGUUGAAGAGAUGAAACAGAUGCUCCGCCAUGCAAAUGUAGCAAAUGACAUGCAUGCAGGAGAAGUGCAUGGAGAGAAAGCUAUUCUAGCAACUGAAGCGAGGGAGCUACAAGCUCGUCUUCUCUACUUGUCUGAUGAAAGGGAUGACUCUCUCUCUGUUCUUAAUGAGAUGCAGCAAACACUUGAAGCACGAUUAUCUGCAGCAGAAGAAGGAAGGAAAGCAGCCGAGCAGGAAAAACUACAUAAAGAAAACUCUGCACGUCAUGCUCUUGCCGAGCAAGAGCUUAUUAUGGAGAAGGUCGUUAAAGAAUCUAAGAUACUACAACAAGAAGCAGAAGAGAAUUCCAAGUUGCGGGAGUUUCUCAUGGACCGUGGUCGCCUUGUUGACAUGCUGCAAGGAGAAAUAUCUGUUAUAUGUCAGGAUGUGAGGUUGCUGAAAGAGAAAUUUGACGAACGUAUUCCUCUAAGUGAAUCCGUCUCCUCUAGUCAAACUACUUGCAUUUUAGCAUCUUCGAGUUCAUCCCUGAAGAGCAUGGCAUCUGACCGUGUUCCUGUGCUAACUGACUCAUCUGAAGCACCAAAGAAUACAAGCCCAACUCCCUCAGUUGGCAACCUGACUCCAAAGAGCAGCCACGGAGAGGGAAGCAGAGAUGAUCAGAAGGCACUAUCAGAUGAUGAAUGGGAUUUGGUUCGAGUAGGAUUCUGAAUUAUACAGCUAAGAGGUCCUAGAGUACAGUACUGCCGAGCUCCUCAAGAUUCUACUUAUCUAGAUAAUUAUUGUUAGUUAUAAAUAAUGCUUUACUUGCUUCUUUUUCGGAUGAUGUUUUAUGAUUGUAGCUGAGAGUAUCCUACUAGUACUUAUGCUUUUAGCUACAGUUCUUAGUGUCAUAUCUUGAUUGCUCAAAUCUCCACAAAUUCCAUCUGUAAAGCCUUCGUAUAUUAGAUCUUAAGAAUAAACAAUUGAAGCAAAGAGUCUGGCGCUUCUCAUAAUAUUAGUAUUUUCAUGUC